AUGUACAGAGCUGCAAAACGUCCACUAUUUGUCCAUCAAUCGUAUAGCGAGCCCAGCACCGACUCAAAGAAAAAAAAUAUCCAGACUUCAAAUGAAACACUCUUAACCGCCGAAGGUAACUCUCAACAAUUCGCUGUCAAAAAUAUGGGAAACUCCCUCCGCGAGGAAAGUUUUGACUGGGAAAAUGACGUUAUAUUAUGCUUAGAACUAUCUCAGACCAAUUUAGGUAUUGUGAUAUAUGAUUUCGAACGCGAAUCACUUCUUGUUUUAAGCCAGGAUAUAACAGUUAAGAAUAACGAUUCCCAAACAUCUUGUUCAGAGAUCAAUAUGAUAUUAGAAGGUCUAAUAAAUGAAAAUAGACCCACAGUUUUGGUUUGUUCCAGCAAUAUGGGCGGUUCCUUAUUCGAACACUUAACAUAUCUAAGUCAUAGCUAUGAUUUCAGGAUUCAAAUGCAACCUAGGGAUAAAUUCAAGAUUCAGUAUUUCUUUCAGGCUUGGAUUGCUUUCCAAGAAGAGAAUGCAAUAAUUGAAAUUCAAGGGUUUCAGAUUUUGGAUCAUAUAUGCUCAAGUGACAAACUUAUAGAAUUGACUUCAACUGCUUUAGGGUGCAUAAUAAAAUCGAUGGAACAUCACUCUUUCAUGAGUUUGGCAGACGAAGGUAACGAGAAUAAUAACAAUUGUUUGCCGAAUUUUUUUAGUCGAGUUACUAAAGUAGAACAGCUGUUGUUGAAAGAUAGAGUGUUUCUUGACCAAGAGGCCUUAGAGGCUUUGCAGAUCUUCAGACCCAUUGAGAAUAUGAGCAGUUCUGGUAAGAAUACCAAAAAUAAUGCAUCAUGUAUUUUCGAUUUACUUAACUACACCACGUCUGAGGUGGGGAAAAGUUUAUUGAAAAAGUGGUUAGUUUCUCCUUUAUGCAAUAAGGAACUUAUCGAACAGCGCCAAUCUACAAUACAAAUAUUGUUAGACGACAAAAAUGCUAUUCAAUUUGACGACUUAAAAGAGGCGUUAAAGGAGAUUCCCAACAUCUUUCGGAUAAUUAAUACAUUAAACAAAACCGUUUCAAAGUUUAAUGCUUGGGUACAAUGGCACAGAUUUUGUGAAAAGGCUUUGGACAUUAUAAAAUUAUGUCACAUCAUUUAUGAUGACUCUAUAGAUUGUGAGUUGCUCAAGAAAAUUAAAUAUCAUGUUGAUAAAGCAGUUCUAGGGCAACUACUUCAAAAAACGGAACAAAUGAUUGACGUAGAAGCAUCCAUUUUACAAAAACAAAUUGUAAUCAAAGAUAAUAUCAAUGUGCAGUUAGAUCAAGCCAGAAAUACUUAUUCAAAACUUGAAAACAUUUUAAGUGUCGUUGCUAAUGAAUCAAAUGAAUUAGUCUCAUCUUUACUAAGUGAGAGUGAAAAAGCUAUAUUUGACAAGCUUAAUAGUGAAGAAAUGGCAAUAAAUGCGAUUUACGUACCGCAACUUGGAUAUUUAUUGUCGGUAGACAUCAGAAUUCAAGAAAUGAUUAAGGCAAAGGAACUUAGCUGGGAUGAAGUUUUUCGAGAAGAGAAUUUUAUAUAUUACAAAACCGAUGAUAAUAGGGCGAUGGACGAGCACUUUGGUGAUAUUCAUGCAAUUAUUUCCGAUCUUGAAAUAGAAAUUUUACAAGAGUUCCAGUCUGUGGUGUUGAACUCGAAAUGUUUUCUUUUUCAAGUAGGCGAAUGCUUUGCAGAACUUGAAGUAUUAGUUGGUUUUGCCAGAGCAAGUGAGAUUCACAAUUACGUUAAACCUGAAAUUGAAGAACAAGAGGGCAUCAUAGAUAUCAAAAAAGGCAGACAUCCUCUAUAUGAAAGUGCCGUGCUUACGUAUAUCCCAAAUGAUAUGGAAAUGGAUGGUGGGCCAUUUAAUUCUGAUACCUGGGAUGAAUCAUUUCAUAGAGUUGCAGUGAUAACAGGUCCAAACUCUUCAGGCAAGUCCGUAUUCUUGACUCAAAAUGGGCUAAUAGUGUAUCUAACUCACAUUGGCUGCUACGUACCAGCUGAUGGAGCUCGAAUUGGUUUGGUAGAUAAAAUUUUGACAAGAAUUGUCACUAAAGAGACGGUCUCAAAAACUCAAAGUACAUUUCAAAUCGAUGCUAACCAAAUGUCUAAGUGUUUAUCCUUAGCAACAGUAAGGAGUUUAGUCUUAAUCGAUGAAUUUGGAAAAGGUACAGAUGUUAUUGACGGUCCUUCGCUAUUUGGAGCUAUAAUUAAAAGAUAUUCAGAAAAUACAAAUUGUCCGAGAGUGAUAGCAUGCACCCAUUAUCAUGAAGUUUUCAGCCCCAAUAUUUUGACCACUAAUAUACCGGGCGUAUUAUUUUAUAAGACAGAAAUUUUAUUAAAAGACUCAAAUCCACAAAUAACUACUAAUGGAUUUGAACAAAAUAUCACAUUCCUUUACAAAAUGGUCAAUGGCAUUACAGAAGAUUCAUAUGGUAUCUACUGUGCACGAAAUUGUGGGUUAAGAUCUGAUAUCAUUGAUAGAGCACAAAAAAUAUUCGUUAAUAUUACUAAUGGUUUUGAUAUGGCGAGCUAUUACCAAAAGUAUUCGCCCCAAGAAUUAGAGCAGUUUCAUGCCAAUCAAGUUAUUGUGAAGAACUUUCUAACGUGGGACUUAGAACCAACCUCACAAGAAAACACCGUAGAGGAUAAAACUUUACGAAGGAAGCUUCUUAGGAUAUUAAAUUUGGAAAAGUAA
Kluyveromyces marxianus DMKU3-1042 is the source of this 2715-nucleotide messenger RNA. RefSeq names its product MutS family protein MSH5 (gene MSH5). Lineage: Eukaryota; Fungi; Ascomycota; Saccharomycetes; Saccharomycetales; Saccharomycetaceae. Gene Ontology annotation, biological process: chiasma assembly; mismatch repair. Gene Ontology annotation, molecular function: ATP binding; mismatched DNA binding; ATP-dependent DNA damage sensor activity. Gene Ontology annotation, cellular component: nucleus. Bases 1 to 2715 code for a protein of 904 amino acids. The transcript has a single exon. The record is from RefSeq and is a predicted model, not a curated record.